CCCACCCUGUAUUUAUGUCUAAAUGUGACAAUUAAGAAUUACCAAAAUUCUAGUAAAUAAUAAAUAUUUUUAAAUGAAAUUACAUAAAUGGGUACUCAAGAUUCAGAAGAGUUUAAAAAUGCUUUAAAAGAUAUUGCCUCUCAUGCACAUCAAUUAGAUAGUCCAUUUGAUAGGGUAAGAUGUGUAGAAUGGUGUAGAAAAUUGGCUGGUUUAUCUGAUGAUGACCUAGAAUCUGCCAGAUUAAAAAAUGAAUAUAUACAGUUCUUAAGAAUACAAGUAAGGCAUAAAUUUUUACAUGGUCCUUUUAUAACGCCUCCACCAGAUGAAAAUUUAUGCAGUUUGCCAGAAUGUCUUGGAAACCUCAUGGUGAAACAGAUUCCGUAUCUUCCAAGAGUAGGGCCAAUAUCUCCAAUUUUAUAUCAUAAAUCACCAGAUGGAAGGGCAUACAUUUCUACCAAGCAAAUACCAGGGAGAGGUAUAUUUUGUUACAUGGCAGUUAGUCCAGAUGGUUUAAGAUGUGCUAUAAAAUAAUAACAAAUGUUGAAC
Messenger RNA from Psylliodes chrysocephalus, 546 nucleotides. The record is from the annotation of a GenBank genome assembly. NCBI's taxonomy places the organism in Eukaryota, Metazoa, Arthropoda, Insecta, Coleoptera, Chrysomelidae.